Molecule: messenger RNA, 859 nt
Organism: Manacus vitellinus (golden-collared manakin)
Lineage: Eukaryota; Metazoa; Chordata; Aves; Passeriformes; Pipridae
Gene: NDUFV2
Product: NADH:ubiquinone oxidoreductase core subunit V2
Exons: 8
Coding region: 1-798 (265 amino acids)
Biological process (GO): mitochondrial electron transport, NADH to ubiquinone
Molecular function (GO): NADH dehydrogenase activity
Source: RefSeq, a predicted model, not a curated record
AUGCCUAAUCGCCCUUUCCGUGAAGAAAUUCCUCCUAAUGUGCAACCUAAACCCCCCCCGUCACAGUUUGAGGCUCUGUUCUCUCAUCCUGUUGCUUGCUGCCUGGUAAGACAGGUCCGAUACCUGCACAGAACAGCAGCACAAAAUGCCACUGGAGCCUUAUUUGUGCACAGAGAUAGUCCUGAAAAUAAUCCAGAUACUCCAUUUGAGUUCACACCUGAAAACCAAAAGCGAAUAGAAGCUAUCAUAAAAAACUACCCAGAGGGACACAAGUCUGCAGCUGUCAUGGCAGUACUGGAUUUGGCCCAAAGACAGCAUGGAUGGUUGCCCAUAUCAGCUAUGAACAAGGUUGCUGAAGUUUUGGAAAUGCCUCCCAUGAGAGUGUAUGAAGUAGCAACCUUCUAUACCAUGUACAAUCGCAAACCUGUUGGGAAAUACCAUAUUCAGGUCUGCACUACCACACCGUGCAUGCUGCGGGACUCUGACAGUAUUUUAGAAGCCAUUAAGAAGAAACUCGGUAUAAAAGUUGGGGAAACAACACCUGAUAAACUCUUCACGCUGAUAGAAGUGGAGUGUUUAGGUGCCUGUGUAAAUGCACCAAUGGUACAAAUAAACGACAAUUACUACGAAGAUUUGACACCCAAAGAUAUUGAAGACAUAAUUGAUGAGCUAAAGGCUGGCAAAGUUCCCAAGCCAGGCCCAAGGAGUGGACGUUUUUCUUGUGAGCCAGCUGGUGGCCUUACUUCUCUGACUGAACCACCCAAAGGACCAGGCUUUGGAGUUCGAGCUGACCUGUGAGCAUUUUUGUAAUAUAAAAUGAAAUGUCUGAAAAUAAUAAAGUAUCUGUAAUCUAAGUAAA